UUGGCCCAAGCCCUUUGCUGCGCAGCCUGCCUUCUACUUGGGAAUGGCAGCCGUUGUGCGAGGAGGAGUCCUGGAGACGGAUGACGAUAACAAUGUGGUGUACCGAGUCAUGGAGGUGCCUGACAUCCCAGCUGCCAUAGAGGCCGUGGCUCUGGCCUUUUACGAGGGCGAGCCUGUGAUGCUGGCCUCUGGCGGCACGCUGCGCGACUGGCAGCGCUUCGCCGAGAUGUACGUGCCUCGCAUGGCCGCGGAGGGGCAUACGGUUUUGGCGGUGGAGAAGGCAUCCGGCCAGAUCAUCGGGGCCUUCCUGAACGAGGACUUCAACAAUCCGGAUCCCCAGGACUUUGAGCACUUCCUGGAAAGCAGCGACGGCGACUGGAGGCCGAUCAUCGGCAUGGUGGAGGACCUGGAGGAGAGCCUUAUGAAGGCCCACUCCAUUCCGCUGCAGGCCUCAGAGCGGCCCGCAGGCCAGUUCUUCCACCUCUGGAUGAUUGGCGUGUCUUCUUCCGCGCGGGGCCGAGGCGUCGCCACAAAGCUCUUCCAUCACUCCCUGGCACUGGCAAAGGCGCGGGGCUUCAAGCUCGCCUUCGCAGAGUGCACGGGGGCCGUGAGCACGCACAUCUUCCAGCGCUUCGCGCCUCGCCUGGACAGCUUCGUCAGCUAUGAGACCUGGGACAAGCUGCCCACCUCCCCUGAGCUGAAGCAGCUGAAGCAGAGUGGGCAUCCUGGCAUGUCCAUGCUUUCCGUGGACCUGGCCUGAACACAAAGUGAGCCAGGCGGAA
Messenger RNA from Effrenium voratum, 782 nucleotides. NCBI's taxonomy places the organism in Eukaryota, Dinophyceae, Suessiales, Symbiodiniaceae. The record is from the annotation of a GenBank genome assembly.